Messenger RNA from Megalops cyprinoides (Indo-Pacific tarpon), 2779 nucleotides. RefSeq names its product secretory carrier membrane protein 3 (gene scamp3). The record is from RefSeq and is a predicted model, not a curated record. Gene Ontology annotation, biological process: protein transport. Bases 986 to 2029 code for a protein of 347 amino acids. The transcript is spliced from 9 exons. NCBI's taxonomy places the organism in Eukaryota, Metazoa, Chordata, Actinopteri, Elopiformes, Megalopidae. Gene Ontology annotation, cellular component: trans-Golgi network membrane; recycling endosome membrane.
GGAAAAGAGCGACUGACAAGAAAGAUCAAAGACACUCAAACGGUUUAAGAGAGGAACAGUAGACAAAAUUAGUAAUACUAGAUUCAGUUUUGUAAUUAGGUGAAGAAUAUUGUUUAAUUUGCUUGGAGUAGUUAGCUAGCUGCAGUGUCGAUUGAAACAGGCUAUCUCACUUUAGCUAGGUAGCUGCCUUUUGGCUUGGGUAGCUGGAUUGGUAGUUAUCAGUUUGAUAACGUUACGUAGCUAACAAAUCCAGCCUUAAACGAACCAGAUUUGGUUAGAUUGUAUCGAGUAUAUUACUGCGUUGCUUGCGAUAUCUUAAACUAGACUGUUUCGUUAGCGCAAGCUAGUUAGCUAGAUAGCCAGCUACCUUUUGUCAUACCGCAAAUGUAACUAGCCGCAUCGGGUGUGCCUGGGGUAACGUUAGCAAUUUAACGUUGCAGAUCUGAGAAACUGAAGGCAAAUUGUGUUAUUGACGAGAUAGCCAGCAAGUCAGUAAUAAAAUAGUAGCAUGUUGAUACGGUAGCUGGCUCCUCUGUGGCUGCUCUUAGAGUAAUUCGUAGUUAGUCUAGCUGGGUAGAUAGGGACUGUCUGGUUUUUCAAAGUGGCUUCCAAUCUAGCUACCAUUUUCAAUCAGAACAGUCUGGAUAUUCGAGUUAGCUUGUUAGCUAAUGUCUAGCUUGAUAUUGUUUAGGAUAGAUGUUUCGUAGUAAGGUGAACAACUAACUAAAUAAACGCUCUUAAUAGCUAACUAUUUACACUAGGUAACUGUCAUACGUGGUCGACCUCUUAACUCUUCGCACACUUGCGAUCGCUAAAGUAUUAACAGCUAGCUAGGUUUUUAUUAUCUGCGUCAUACGUACAGCUAGCUGGUUAGCUGAAAUAUCUGGAUUAUAAUUGGAAGGUACAAGUAUCAAGACAACAGUUCGAUAGGGCCUAUAGUUAUAGAUUGUCCAGCUAAGCAACCAGGCAGCCAGCUGCGUACAAUAUGUCGCACUACACCAGUUUCCCGGAACCGAACGAUGACACCAACCCCUUUCAGGACCCUGCAGUGACACAGCACAGCAGCAAUACAGGGUAUGCAACGCUAGACCUGUACAACCCCUUCGACAACAAGACUGGGCCCCCACCUCCUUAUGAGGCCACCUCCCCCACUGCACCUCCCAUGCCCGCGCAGACUCCGCCCACCAGGACCACACCCACAGAGCCUCGGAACUAUGGCUCCUACAGCACACAGCCAUCCCCUGUGAGCGCCACCACGGCAGAGCUGCUGAAGAAGCAGGAGGAGCUGGAGAGGAAAGCCAGGGAGUUGGAGAGGAGGGAGAGAGAGCUGGACUCCCACGCCCUGGGGGCUGGAGCUACACGCCAGAACAACUGGCCCCCCCUUCCCUCCUUCUGCCCUGUGGGGCCCUGCUUCUACCAGGACAUCAACCUGGAGAUCAGCCAAGGGUUCCAGCGCACUGUCACCAUCAUGUACUACUUCUGGAUCUUCUCGACGUGCACCCUGCUGUUUAACUUAAUCUCCUGCCUGGCACUGUUCUGCGUGGACCCGGCGAACGGUGUCGGGCUGGGCCUCGCCAUCCUGUGGGUGCUCCUCUUCACUCCGUGCUCCUUCGUCUGCUGGUACAGGCCUGUGUACAAAGCUUUCAGGAGUGACAGUUCCUUCAACUUCUUUGCCUUUUUCUUCAUCUUCUUCGUUCAAGUUGUUGUCUAUGUCAUUAUGACAAUCGGAAUUCCUGGCUGGGGUUUCAGUGGGUGGAUUGUGAGUCUGGCUGCCCUGAAGACCAGCGUCCCUGUAGGAGUGAUCAUGCUCCUCAAUGCUGUGCUCUUCACUGGACAGGCUGCUAUGGGAGUGGUCAUGCUUAAGAAGGUUCAUUCCCUGUACAGGCAGACUGGCGCCAGUUUCCAGAAGGCGCAGGCAGAGUUUGCCACAGGGGUGAUGUCCAAUCAGGCGGUGCGACAGGCUGCCGCUAGUGCUGCAACUACCGCUGCAACUACCGCUGCACAGGGGGCUUUCACUGCGCCCCGGUAGAAUGGGACAGGGGCAAAAGGGGAGGAGCUGGGGUACCAAGAUCAUGCUGAGAGGGUUGUAGGGGCAGUUAUAUCCAGUGGCUACCCCAAGUGGGCAGUUCGGUAGGGUAGGGGCUAGUCAACUUGAAAAAGCAAGUUGAGAAUUUGGAAAAGUAGAAAUCAUGGAAAUGUAAUCAUACAAAGAAUGGGGUUGAUCACAUUGCGGGAAGGGGGGGGGGGGGUAGCUGGGGUAUAUAGUGAAGGCAAGGAAGGCACCUCUAUGGCUGUAGAUCUUGGAUAAUUAUUGCAAGCGGGAAAUACAGGAAUCUAAGGACAACACAGGAGGAAAGAGAGGGUGUUAACUAUUUGAUGAACAGCUGUAUCAUAGAAAACAAAAGCAGUUUGGAAUGGCCUUGGAAAGCUUAUUCUUCACCUUGCUAUUGAGGGAAUUUACCAUAAAUGGAGAUUGGUGGUAUGAUCUGUGCAGUUACGUCUCAUUAAGAAUAUGUUCAGCAAAAUAGUGUUGUUAUUCUGGUUAUUUGCGAUCAAAAAGGGGAAGGGUGGGAAUCUGGAAAAGGAUCAGAGGUGCUUCUUAACAUUUAACUAAAGCGGAAUGGUUUAAAUAUCUGUGGUCUGCAUUUACAAUAUUGUUAGUGAACUAACCAGUUGUUUUGUAAUUGUAAACGAGAAUGCCUAUUUACACAACUCUGUCGAAUGCCAAAAUGAUGAACUAAACAAUUGUUACACCCAUGUAAUUUCUCUUGUAUCAUUG